AUGUUCUCCCUUAUGGUAGCCUACAGUCUCUUCAGCUACGCAGUAGUUACAAAUGCCUACACAAAAUUUGAUACAACUUGUGCAAUUCCAGCAAAAUCAACUAAUUAUGUUUCACCACCCAACAGUCGAGGAACUCUCAAUAUCCUCUGGACAUGUCUAUUCACAAUCGUCAUCUGCACAUGGGCAAUUCAGCAUCUCAAUGUACCCCAACAACGAGCCAAUCGAGGUUCUGGUCUGAAAGAUGGUAUAAAAUGGAGAAUCGGACGUUUCUUGACUAGUCUUAAAUGGAUGGUAGCAACGAUCCUUGCUCCAGAGAUCCUACUUGCUAAAGCUUGGAGCGAUCUCGAUGUCGCACGGAAACAGCUUGAGAAGUUUAAAGCUUGGGCUGCUGAUGAUGAUGUCGAAUGGACUUUAACUCAUACUUUGUUCGCAAACAUGGGUGGUUUUGUAAUUCGAAGCUAUCCAUUAUCAAGGGAAAAUAACGAUAUCGAAGCCAAGCCCAGCGUUGCCCUUGACAUCCUCGCCGGUCAAACACCACACCCACCUUCAACCGAAGUUUCUACUCCAUUAAUGGAAUCAUCUACAGGAUGCAUGUCUUUAGAUGCAAAUGACACCUCAAUCCGAGUAAACAUUUCGGAUCCGGGUGUUGGAACUGAUGCCCCUAUCUAUUAUCCCAAUCCGUACCAUCUGACCGCUCAGCAAAUCCUCUCACUUCGACGAUGCGAGCAUAUUCGACUUCCCAACAUCACACUCGACGAAAUCAACGACAAAAGCAAAAACGACACUUUUGUACGCAUCAUCGCAACCACCCAGUUCUUCUGGAUCGUCGCCCAGAUCAUCAUUCGCGCAACCCAAGGUCUGGUAAUCGCACAACUCGAGCUCGCCGUCAUCGCCUUCUCCACCUGCGCACUCCUAAUCUACAUCCUCAACUGGAGCAAACCUAAAGGUGUUUCAAUUCCCUUCACAAUUCUCUCCUACGAAGGCCCCAUCCCCACUCCCCUUCUCGAAUUCAUGAACAAAGAUCUCGAUCGUUCAUCCAUGCUUAACAUAAUUCUCAACAACCCCCCUGCAUCCCUCACAUCCGGCGCCCCAAUUCCAAACGAUACCAUCUAUCCCUCCUCAGACGAAGAAGAAGCCUGGCUCAUCGGUUUCGAAUUCGGCAGUAUAGUUUUCGGAUGCAUCCACGUCGCAGCAUGGAACUUCACAUUCCCAACCCAUCUCGAACAGAUUCUCUGGUGGUCCACCAGUAUCUGGUGUACGGUGUUCGUGCUCAUCUACACCCUGAUUCCCUACUGCGGCAUGAUAUGCUGUGGCGAUUUUCGAAGAAUUGCGACGCCUAGAAAAUUGGCCUGGGGUGCUGCUCCCUUGUUCUUUUUAUAUGCACUGGCGAGAUGUUUCUUGAUGGUGGAAAUUUUUAGGAGUUUGUGUUUUUUACCCCCGGAUGCGUUUAUUGCGACGGUGAUGGAGAAUGUUCCUUAUUUUGGCUGA
This is a messenger RNA of Botrytis deweyae, 1488 nucleotides long. RefSeq lists its product as uncharacterized. The record is from RefSeq and is a predicted model, not a curated record. The transcript has a single exon. Bases 1 to 1488 code for a protein of 495 amino acids. NCBI's taxonomy places the organism in Eukaryota, Fungi, Ascomycota, Leotiomycetes, Helotiales, Sclerotiniaceae.